CCCGGGGCAUUGGAGCAGGUUAGAGUAAACCACGCGUCGCUGGGAGAGGUAGUUGAAGAAAGACCGGGGCUUCGGCCUUCUCGUAUCCCCAUCACACAACACCACCAGCAGUAGCAGCAGUACUCACCGCUCGCUACCUAAAAUUAUCUUCACUUUAACAAGAACCGGUGCUGGGAAGACCCUGCUGAAGUAACACAACAUUCCGAACACUCACGGUGGUGCUCUCAAGAACACACCUGAGCACAAAUAGUUUAGUGUGACGUCACCUCAUCGAGCACAAGCAACAUGGAGGUCCUCGCCAAGUCACUGUCCACGGUGCCUCGCAUCCUGUCCCUAUGUAAGAUAUGUUCUUCCCAUGGGCACGCCCAGCCCACAGUUGCCCACCAGAUACACCUAGAGCGGCCCCUCAGUUACCCACAUCUUCCCCCGCCCGCCCCUGUCCACGGACUAACACAACAGUACGCUAACGCCACCACACCAUCUGGUAAAACUUCUACUAACGUUACCCCUGCAGCUUGCGGGUACUGCAGCCAACAAGUAGCUCAUUCCUCCACCACCCACGCAUGCACCCCGAUGCGCACACCGACGCAAUCCCCCACCCACGCCGCGGCUGUCAGUCGAAGAAUCAACAGACGGACGGAGCUGGACUUCGAGGAACUGCGCGCCCUGCAGGUAGCUGGGGACAUCGCCCUCAUAGACGUCCGUGAACCUCAGGAGCUGGAGAAACACGGCGAGAUUCCCGGCUCUCUCAACAUCCCUCUUUGCAAGAUAAAGGUUGCCCUGCAGCUGUCUGAAGAUGAAUGGGAGCGAGAAUUCUGCAUAGAGAAGCCUGAUAAAGGAGAUCGCAACCUUGUAUUCUACGCCCGGGGUCCCAACGCCUCCAGUGCUGCUGUGGAGAUUGCCCACCGUCUUGGUUUUAAGAGGUCACGGCAUUAUAUUGGAGGCUGGGAGGAUUACUGCAAGCAGACAGGUCAGCCACUCAAGAAAUCCCAGGAUGAUGGGUUUGGAGCCUGCAACAACUAUUACAACAACAAAUUUGAUCAGUACUUCCUGUAAAGAUAUUGAUAGUGAUGGAAAUUUGACCUUGGUCUCCAUAACUGAAUUAGUGAUAAAUUUACAUUAAAAUUGCAUGUAUAUUUUUUCAUACAUUGAUGUGGUCAAUUGUGAUAUUCGACAAAUUUAGAUUGAUCAGUUUUGCAGAAUGUUGUUCAGUGAAAAGCAGAUCCUUAAUCUCUUGAACAUUCAACAUAAAAAAUUUUAUCAGAGAAGCUGCAAAGGCUCGGUGAAAACCUAAGAUCACAAUGAGAAAAAUGUUUAGUGCUGAACCUGUACUGUACUUGGUGGUGAUUCAACUAAUGUCAGUUUAGUUUUGUGGAUGAUCAUGGAAAAAGAGGAAGACCAUUAUGAUAUAUUACCAUCACACUUAACACCAGAACACCCAGAGAAGAUCUUAGCUAUGAAAUAAUAAUGAAAUAAUUCUCCCAUUGCAUCGGUACAGUACAGUAGUUAGUUGUUCCUGUGUUGGUAUAGACAAAGUUUCUAUCUAUGAACAGGUAGAUAGUUGUCUCUUUUUGUCCAACUCCAACAAAUUUUCUGCUGUGUUGCUGGUGUGGGAAUUAUUAUACAGUACUUUUGUAACAUUGGCCAGGUGAUGAGUAUCAUUAAUUUUAUUGUCUAUAGCUUUUAAAAUCCAUUUAGUGUUCAUUGCAAUACAUACAGUAUACUCAUACAUGAUUUGAUCAGGUUAAUGCAAUUAGUAGUAGUCCCCAUAAUGUUGACUCUAUACCUGAAUACAUAAUAAUAGAGUUGAUACCAUUUCAUCUCUAAUGUUGAGUCCUGUGAUUUCUAAAUACCAUUCAAAGCAGCUGUGAAUAUUGGCCCAAAUAAUGCGAAUGUCAAGUACUUUUUAAAUACAUCUUCAUAGUGGGUGCAAAUAAAAAUAUUUUUUUUUCAAUUUUCUCAUAUUUCCAAUCCAUAUCAUAUUUAAAUUCUUUUUAUUUUAAUUAUAGUGUUCAGGAUGUGGUUAAUGAGGUUAAUCAGUGCACAAUAAUUAAAAUAGUCGUUUGAAGCUCAUCAGCCACAGAAUAGUAAGAAUAGCAGCAGUUAUUGUUGAUGGUGCUCAAGAGAUCUAAAGAUAUUUGUACUUGACACACUGAGGAAUUAUACCUUGGUAAACACUAAUAUAUGUGGCAUGUUAAUCGUGAAAUAUCAUGCAGACUUGUGGAACACUGUGAGAGUUAGUGAUUGUGUAUACGACCCACACAGGUGGUGAUUCUUGGUGGAACCUAAUGUGUUUUUUUGUGCUUUAUGCAUUACUAUCUUAAAUGAAAGACAAGGGAAUCUCUCAUUGUAGUGUUGUCACCGGUUGUGUUUGUGGAGUCAACUGUAUAUCCUUGUCUUAUCUGGAAUAAUAGGAAACAUCCGAGUUUAACUGUAGCCAGUAUAUUGUAUUCUUUGAAGCAUUGCUUGCAAGCUCGUUUCUCACUUAACUUUCAGCUAGAGCUUGCAUCAGUGACUCGUUAUUUCAUUUAUGGGUUUGAGUACCUCGGAGAGCUUUGAUACCCACAGUGCACUUGGUAUUUGUUUUGAGCGUUUUGUGGGCUUCGAUGCUUCUCGUAUGAGAACAGCUGGUACAAGAGUUUGGUGUAGUAAAUGAUGGCCAUACUCUUGUACCAGAGAAUAUGGCAGGAACAGUUUACAGGCAGCCAAUUCUUGAUGCCAUGACAUGGUUGUGUUGCAAGAAUUGUUAAUUAAAAUAUGAACAUUUCGUACCUAUUUACUGUUAAAGUCAAAGCAUCAAUGAUUGUACCUGUAGGCAGGUGAGUUGGAUACUGGCUCCUUAAUAAACCAUAACUACUAUA
Molecule: messenger RNA, 2861 nt
Organism: Homarus americanus (American lobster)
Lineage: Eukaryota; Metazoa; Arthropoda; Malacostraca; Decapoda; Nephropidae
Product: thiosulfate sulfurtransferase/rhodanese-like domain-containing protein 3
Exons: 4
Coding region: 286-1056 (256 amino acids)
Cellular component (GO): mitochondrion
Molecular function (GO): thiosulfate-cyanide sulfurtransferase activity
Source: RefSeq, a predicted model, not a curated record